GGCAGGGGCAGAAAUUUGUGGAUUAAUUUUCACACACGGCAUCCUGAGAAUACUGAAGCAUAUACCCCAAAUCUCGAUAACAAAACAAAAAUGGUCCGUCACUCUCUCACUUUUUAACAUUUAAUCCUUUCGGUUAACCGCGAACGAAUUCCCUCACAAAAUAAUCACAAAAUAAUCUCCUUCCCAAUAUUUCACCCCCAUUCGGUGGCUCACCGAUCGACCAAAUUAGGGCUUCGGAAGUGAUGAUGCUCUAAAUGGAUUAUGGAAUCAUUGCAACAGAAGGUGGAGUCAUGGAUCAGAGACGGGCGGAUGAACAUCUUCAAGGUCACCUGGCCGCCGCAGUGGCAGUGGCCAAUGGUGGUUCGGUGGCCUUGGACUCAAGGGAGGGAACAAAGGAAGCGUAUUCAGGAAGAAGUUGUUCGGAGGAAGAAACAGUUACAGGAUCUCUGUUUCGCCCUCAAGGCAGAGACUGUUUCUGAUUUGCAGGAGAUUUUGUGCUGCAUGGUGCUCUCCGAGUGUGUUUAUAAGAGACCUGCUUCUGAGUUGGUCAGAGCAGCAAACAUAUUCAAGGCAGAUUUUGGAGGUCAACUUAUUUCUUUGGAGCGUGUUCAACCUUCAGCUGAUCAUGUUCCGCAUAGGUAUCUAUUAGCAGAAGCUGGAGAUACGUUAUUUGCUUCCUUUGUUGGCACAAAGCAGUAUAAGGAUGUCAUGGCUGAUGCAAAUAUAUUUCAAGGUGCCAUAUUCCAUGAAGAUAAAGUGGAGGACACUUCUGGGACAGAAUCUGCUGAGAGCAGCAGCCAAUGCAGCAAUGGGGAGAAUAACACAAAAUUUGUGGAAUCCAUUGCCAGGCUUCCAAAAUCUGGACCUAAACCAGCCGCUCAUCGGGGUUUCAUGGCCCGGGCUAAAGGAAUACCAGCAUUGGAAUUAUAUAGACUUGCUCAGAAAAAGAAAAGGAAACUUGUUUUAUGUGGACAUUCACUUGGAGGAGCUGUGGCUGCCUUAGCGACACUCGCUAUUUUGAGGGUAUUUGCUGCUUCAUCAAAAGAACAUGAAAGAGUUCAAGUGAAGUGUAUCACGUUUUCUCAGCCUCCUGUCGGAAAUGCGGCAUUAAGAGACUAUGUAAAUGUAAAAGGGUGGAAGAAUUAUUUCAAAACAUACUGCAUCCCAGAGGAUCUGGUGCCGCGUAUCCUGUCUCCUGCAUAUUUUCAUCACUACAAUAGCAUGGAGUCUGCCCAGUCAUCCGAUGCCGGAACUUCACCAUUGCCUUCAAAAACUGAUGAGAGAUUUGAAAAGCAGAAAUCUGAGAAGGAAAAAGAUAAUGGAGGGGAGAAAUUGGUCCUUGGUUUGGGACCUGUUCAGAGCUCUUUCUGGAGGCUUUCAAGACUUGUACCUCUAGAGAGUGUUAGAAAACAGUUGUUUUCGUAUGGAGGAAGUAAAUUGGGUCCUGCUGCAAACUCUAUAGCUGUUGAUUCAAGUACAACAUCUUCAAUCGAUUCUAUUGUUGGUUCUCCUCAAUCGCUUGAAAUCCAAGAGGAUUCCGAUGGAAUUUCUCUCCGGCCAUUGCCUGAGACUGAUGAUGAGACAACUACUGAAGUGCAAACUGGAAAAUCAUUGGGGAAAAGCACUACAAAGAACGGGAACAAGAGGGCAUGGCAGAAAAUACCUGCCUUGCCGUCUUAUGUCCCUUUUGGCGAGCUAUACCUAUUGGGGAAUUCAUCUGUGGAAGCACUAUCUAGCUCAGAGUACUCGAAGUUGACUUCAGUCAGAUCGGUGAUUGCUGAAGUGAAGGAAAGAUUUCAGUCUCAUUCAAUGAGGUCAUACAGAUCGAGAUUCCUCAGAAUAUAUGAACUCUGCAUGAAUGACAAUGAGCCAUCCUUUUUUGGGCUGGAACAGGUCCAGCAAUUUCCCCAUUUACAGAAGUGGUUAGGUGUUUCCACUGCCGAUACUAUUCAGUUGGGGCAUAUUGUUGAAACUCCAGUUGUUCAUGCAGCUACAUCAAUAGUUCCGCUUGGAUGGAAUGGCGUUCCUUGCGGGAAGAAUGCAGACACAUUGAAAGUGGACAUAUCUGGUCAUGGGUUACACCUAUGCACAAUGAUUAGAGCUCGAGUUGGUGGAAAAUGGUGCUCAACAAUAGUAGAAGCAUUUCCUUCACCACCAAGCUUUGCUCAGAACCAUGGAUUACAACCAGAGAUACAGAAGAUGAGGAUAAUUGUUGGUGGUCCUCUGAGGAAUCCACCAAAGCAUCAGAUAGAGGAGACUAUAACGCCUGUGUUUCCUUCUCUUGCCUCAACUUCCACCAGUCUUAAGAUGAAUCAAAAUGUUUCAACUCUUGAUGAAGGGAAGUUUGUCUGUCCUGAUGACUUAAGUGAUUUUAUGAUACUUUGCACGACGGAUUUUUCAACGGUUUCCAAGCCGGUUUAUACUAGAACCCGCAGGGUUAGACUAGUUGGCCUUGAGGGGGCUGGUAAAACCUCUCUCCUUAAAGCAAUUUUAGAACAAGAGAGAACAACUAGUAGAAUUAGCAGUGAUGAUUUGCAUUUGGAUGUUGAUGUUCAAGAAGGCAUUGCUGGUGGCUUGUGCUAUUCAGAUUCAUCAGCAGUGAAUUUGCAGAAUUUAAACUGGGAGGCAUCUCAUUUCAGGGAUGAACUCUGGAAGGGAAUUCGGGAUCUAAGUAAGAAAACUGAUUUAGUUGUUCUUGUGCACAACCUGUCCCACAGAGUACCGCGCUAUAGACUUCCAGACUCAUUAAGUGAACAACCUGCUCUUACACUUCUUUUGGAUGAGGCCAAAUCUCUUGGGAUACCUUGGAUACUUGGUAUAACAAAUAAAUUCUCGGUGAGUGCACAUCAACAGAGAGCAGCUAUAGAUGCAGUGCUGAAGGCAUAUCAGGCAUCUCCAAGCACAUCCUCUGUCAUUAAUUCAUGUCCAUACAUUACGUCUACUGGUGCUUCUGUGUCUUGGGAAUCUGACGACAAUGACUCUAAUAAGAAGGAAGGAUCAAAAAAUCUUUUUUUCGCGCCUAUCAAUUUUUCUUGGAGACCUUUCGAGAAGAAACCUGCCAUUCUCCCAGUUGAGGGUGUUGCUGCCUUUUGUCAACUCAUUCAUGAAGUGCUCCGGAAACACGAGGAAGCUGCUUUUCAGGAACUUGCACGAGACAGGCUUUUUGUGGAGUUGGCUCGUGCUCGUGCAAGUUUAGCCCGCUCGAAUCAAGAUGCUCAGGCCAAGGCAAGCUCUUUGACAUCCGCAGCUGUUGGUGCUUCACUUGGAGCUGGUCUAGGCAUUGUGUUGGCGGUUGUAAUGGGGGCAGGAUCAGCAUUGAGGAAACCGUAGGAUGAAUAUUCUCGGCACUUAGUGUCGCCUAUGCAAAGGUUUUGCAGGUGUAUAGAUUUGGAUUUUCUGUUUAGAGACCCCAUCAUUGUUUGUGUAUAGAGCAAAGUCAGGUUGGCAAGAGUCAUUUGCUCCUAUUGUCGACUUUAUAUUAUCCAUCGAAUUCAAAUUUUUUUUUUUUUUUC
Oldenlandia corymbosa var. corymbosa is the source of this 3512-nucleotide messenger RNA. The record is from the annotation of a GenBank genome assembly. Lineage: Eukaryota; Viridiplantae; Streptophyta; Magnoliopsida; Gentianales; Rubiaceae.